Messenger RNA from Condylura cristata (star-nosed mole), 933 nucleotides. Its product is annotated as olfactory receptor 8B3-like. Lineage: Eukaryota; Metazoa; Chordata; Mammalia; Eulipotyphla; Talpidae. The coding region runs from base 1 to 933 and encodes 310 amino acids. Gene Ontology annotation, biological process: sensory perception of smell; G protein-coupled receptor signaling pathway. Gene Ontology annotation, cellular component: membrane. The transcript has a single exon. Gene Ontology annotation, molecular function: G protein-coupled receptor activity; olfactory receptor activity; odorant binding. The record is from RefSeq and is a predicted model, not a curated record.
AUGGCUCCUGGAAAUGGUUCUUUCGUUACUGAAUUCAUUCUCAUGGGUUUAACCAAUCAACCAGAACUUCAGCUCCCCUUGUUCUUCCUGUUUCUAGUAAUGUAUAUGAUUACCAUGAUAGGAAAUGUGGGUUUGAUAUCAUUAAUUGGGUUGAAUUCACAUUUACACACCCCAAUGUACUUUUUCCUCUUUAACUUGUCCUUUGUAGAUCUCUGUUAUUCUUCUGUGUUUACACCAAAAAUGCUGGUUAACUUCAUAUCAGAGAAGAAUAUUAUCUCCUACAUGGGUUGCAUGACUCAACUUUAUUUCUUCUGCUUUUUUGGCAUUUCUGAAUGCUAUGUGCUCAUAUCAAUGGCCUAUGAUCGCUAUGUGGCCAUCUGUACCCCACUCACCUACAACAGUGCCAUGUCUCCUAAGGUGUGUUCCAGCCUUAUGCUUGGUUCCUACUUGGUGGCAUUUUCUGGAGCCAUGGCUCACACAGGGUGCAUGCUGAGACUAACUUUCUGUGAUGCAAACAUCAUCAACCAUUAUUUUUGUGACAUCCUUCCUCUGCUUCAGCUUUCCUGCACUAGCACCUAUGUGAAUGAGCUGGUAGUUUUCAUUGUGGUGGGCACCAAUAUCAUUGUGCCCACUGUCACCAUCUUUGUGUCUUAUGGCUACAUCCUCUCCAGCAUCCUCCGCAUCAGCUCCAAAGAAGGGAGGUCCAAAGCCUUCAGCACCUGCAGCUCCCACAUCAUUGCUGUUUCUCUCUUCUUUGGAUCAUGCAUAUUUAUGUAUCUCAAGCCAUCUUCUGCUGGGUCUAUGGGUGAGGGGAAAAUAUCUUCUCUCUUCUACACAAAUACAGUUCCAAUGAUGAACCCCUUAAUAUAUAGCUUGAGAAACAAAGAUGUUAAACUUGCUAUGAAAAAAACUCUUGGUAGGAGAAAGUUGUGA